This is a messenger RNA of Drosophila nasuta, 872 nucleotides long. RefSeq names its product ADP ribosylation factor-like 1 (gene Arl1). Lineage: Eukaryota; Metazoa; Arthropoda; Insecta; Diptera; Drosophilidae. The transcript is spliced from 3 exons. The record is from RefSeq and is a predicted model, not a curated record. Gene Ontology annotation, molecular function: GTP binding; GTPase activity. The coding region runs from base 155 to 697 and encodes 180 amino acids.
AAAUUCUGUCAUUUAGUGAAAACAAGAGCAGAGCAAAUUGGUUGCAAGAGCAAUAAAUACUAGAGGAACAUAAUAAUUAGUUAGUUUAACAUAUUUAAAUACAUAUACUUAAGCAUUUAGAGGCACUUGGCACAAUUGCAAACGAGCUUUAAUUAUGGGUGGGGUGCUCAGCUAUUUUCGUGGUCUGCUCGGCUCCAGGGAGAUGCGCAUCUUGAUAUUGGGGCUUGAUGGCGCUGGCAAAACAACGAUUCUAUACAGGCUGCAGGUGGGCGAGGUGGUCACGACGAUACCCACAAUUGGCUUCAACGUGGAGCAGGUCACAUACAAGAACUUGAAGUUUCAAGUCUGGGAUCUGGGUGGCCAGACCAGUAUUAGACCAUAUUGGCGCUGUUAUUAUAGCAACACAGAUGCCAUCAUUUAUGUGGUAGACUCGGCAGAUCGGGAUCGAAUUGGCAUCUCCAAAGACGAGCUCUUGUAUAUGCUGCGCGAAGAGGAGCUGGCGGGCGCGAUACUUGUCGUCUUAGCCAACAAACAGGACAUGGACGGCUGUAUGACCGUUGCCGAAGUGCAUCACGCGUUAGGUUUGGAGAAUCUAAAGAAUCGCACAUUUCAAAUAUUCAAAACAUCGGCCACCAAAGGUGAGGGGCUCGAUCAGGCCAUGGACUGGCUUUCGAAUACGCUGCAAAGCCGAAAAUAGUCACAGUCAUGCCCCCAAUACCAAACUUCGCCUGCCGCCCCUUGUAAAAUUUGUCCAAAGUGAAAAAGGAAAGUUCUUAAAACGAAAAAAAACGCUUAUGCGCAACAUAAAAAAGAUCCAAACACACACACAACUUUGUAAUAACUUCUAGUAAUAUAUAUAUUAUUAUAUUAAA